AUGGCAUUCGCUGCAAUCAAUUCUGCCAGCGUGCCUAUCGCUGCGAUCGAGGAGGCAUUUGCGACAGAGCCCUCGCUAAAGAAACGAGUCUACGAUGCGAUCGGCAGCACGCCACAGCACACGCCUUUGUUUGAGGAUCUCGCCCGAUAUACCUGUACCCUGCUGGCCAGGACUGCGAACACUGCUUCCCUGCCGCUCGUGCCGCCGCCGAGCGAUGGCCCGGCUGCAAAGAAGCGCAAGAUACAAAAUGGGGACUCUGGGGAGACGGCGCAGGCGUCGGUUGAUGUGAAAGGAGUCGAUGACGCAGUACAAUUCUACGUGCAAGACGUUUCGUUUGCGAUGCCGCAACGCAAGAAGCUCACACUCGAAGUCACUGCCGGGCGCAGGUACCUUCGUGCGAGAAACCAGACUACAAAGGAGGUGGAAUUUGGGGUUCCCAUGGAUCGAAUUCGCCACGCCUUGUGCCUCCCUGUGCCGGAGAAGACCCAGAAGCAAUUUAACUUCUGCAUCAUUCCCGAGUACGCCGAUGGAAUUACACCACCACCUGAGGGAACAACGCCGCUUGAAGCCAUGGUCUUUACUGUGGCUGAUGGCCCGGCCAAGGCAGCCUUCACCGGGUCAGGACAACAGAUUGGCAACAACGCCGGCGAAACAGCCGAGGGGCUGAUCCGAAAGAUCUUGAAUGAAAACUUGACUACUACCAAUGUUGUGCGACCCGAUGAAAGGGAGUUUGUUAGCGCUAUGCCCGAGGCGCACCGCAAGGGCGAGAAAGCGUAUCACGUCAAGGCUUUCCGGGGAAGCAAAGAAGGCUAUUUAUUCUUGCUUUCGACUGGCAUUCUAUUCGCGUUCAAGAAGCCGCUUCUAUUCUUUUCCUUUGACACUAUCGAAUCUGUCUCGUACACUUCUGUGCUGCAGCGCACCUUUAACCUCAAUAUUCUUGCUCGUCCCAGUGGAGGUUCUGAAGAAGAUACGAUGGAACUCGAAUUCUCGAUGAUCGACCAGGCUGAUUUCAGCGGCAUCGAUCACUAUAUCAAACGCCACGGGCUUCAAGAUGCCAGUCUGGCGGAGGCGCGUCGCGCCAAGGUAUACAAUGUCAAUGGCGCCCAGAAGAACGAGGAGGGCGCUGCUCCUGAGGGCACAGCCGGUGAAGACGAGAGUGAACUGCAGAAAGCUCAACGGGAAUUGGAAGACCAGGAGGAUGAGGAGGAAGAGGACUAUGACCCGGGCAGCGAGGGUGAAAGUGAAGGCAGCGGGUCCAGCAGCGACGAAGAUGACGACGAGGACGAGUUCCACGAGGAUGCGGACGAGGUCAGCGAUGGCGACGAGGAUCUUGUCCAACAGGAGCUCGGCAGUGAAGCCGAGGAUGUGCCCGACGACGAAUAG
Molecule: messenger RNA, 1383 nt
Organism: Penicillium macrosclerotiorum
Lineage: Eukaryota; Fungi; Ascomycota; Eurotiomycetes; Eurotiales; Aspergillaceae
Gene: rtt106
Product: putative negative regulator of DNA transposition (Rtt106)
Exons: 4
Coding region: 1-1383 (460 amino acids)
Molecular function (GO): nucleosome binding; histone binding
Source: RefSeq, a predicted model, not a curated record